Messenger RNA from Ochlerotatus camptorhynchus, 6672 nucleotides. RefSeq lists its product as uncharacterized. NCBI's taxonomy places the organism in Eukaryota, Metazoa, Arthropoda, Insecta, Diptera, Culicidae. The transcript is spliced from 16 exons. The record is from RefSeq and is a predicted model, not a curated record. Bases 1202 to 5158 code for a protein of 1318 amino acids. Gene Ontology annotation, molecular function: protein binding. Gene Ontology annotation, cellular component: plasma membrane.
UCGUAGUCGUCGUCGUCGUUGUCGCGGUCAUCGUCGCCGUCAACGUCGGUUCGUUGGUCCGUUUGCCCGGGACAAAUCCGGUGGAUUCCUUCGUGCAGUGGUGAUGCAAGAAAAGACGCGUGAUCAGUGGCCCUCAGGUGAAAUUUAAGUCAAAGCAGCGCUACUUUGAGGUUGCAUAAACGAAGGAGACGCAUGAUGGUUUAAGAUUUGACAGGAAAGUGAGAAAACUCGGUUACUAGGGAACUGGAGCUGCUGGCCUACUGGCGGAUUGAUGAGCCCGAGAGAGCGGGAGAGAGAGAAAGCAGCUCGGAAGAGGAAGAGAGCGCGUAGCUGAGAGCUGAGGAUCGUGAUUUUCUGGAGUGGUGUGUGAUGGAAAUGAUGAUGGUCCAGUCCUAAGAAGGAUGCUGUGUCAAGUGUGAAUGUGAUUCCUUGCUUUUGGCAGCAGAAAAACAGAAACAACAAGCUUGUGAGAAGAAUUAGUAUUUCGGCCUGGUGCCAGGUGUUCCUUGAGGAUGAUGAUGGUGACAAAUUGAAGGAUGACGUUGUUUGGCGCUAGCACGUGAGUGAUUCCCGGGAUUCGGAUGGCUACAGCGAAUUGUCUGAUGGAAGAUAAAUAGUGCGAACCUUGCGAGUGCGCGUGUUGUCUUUUGAAGUGGAAAUCUACGACAGCUGUUUUCAAACGAAACUAGUGAAGUGAAUCUCGACAUCCAGAAAAAGCUAAAUCGUUCCGGAGGAAUCAGUGGUUCAAUCCAAUCCAAUCGAGGAUUGUCAAAUGUCAAAGGUCGUUUUCGACGAUGGAAAGUUUGGUGUAAUAUAAAAUUGAUAAAAUCAGCAUUAAAUUCUUAAAAGUGUUCCCGAAAAUUUGAAGAUAAGGUUUAAAUAGUUUACCACAUUAAGGUAGAGUUGCCAUACUAGAAUUCAGUGUUACUUAUUGGAAGAUUUAAUUCGAUAUAUAAAAUAGUUUAUCCCCAAGCUGGUAGCAAGUUAAUCAUUGCGUAGUUAAAUCCGAGUCUCUUAUCUCGAAAGUUAGAAGUGUUACACAAAUCAUUAAAUUCCACUGCCUCUUCGACGUUCAAGAAAAUCGGAAGAUAAUUUCAAAUUAAAUCGCUACAAAAAAAAGAAAUCAAUACCCAAUAAAACCGCUGUGUUCAGCGCGGAAAUCACCCGUUUUGGAUCUUUUGGAGAAUCAGGACGCGUCAAGAUGAGAAGUCAACGCCGAACUAAGCAAGAUUCAUCAUCAUCCCCGGCAGCAAUAACCACAGCAUCGGCGGAACCAGUUGAAUCGGAUCCGUCUGAGCUCGAUACUAGACUAGCGUCGUCUGGAAGCACCGUCAGAAGCUGUAGAACGUCAACCGCAACGACGACUACGGGAACGUUUCGGAAGCGCUCGCGGCGAAUGACUAGCUUCCAUCGACAUCGUCAUAAAAAGCUGGUCAACGAGGACGACACAAUGCACAACGGUACCAACAGCAGCAACAACAGCACCAGCAGCAGUAGUAGUAAUACGGAAAAUGUAACAAUCCGACUACUUUGCCCACCGCCAUCCGUGCCCAAGGACAUUCCUUCGGAUACGACUAGUCAUAAGCAGCACAACCACCCACGCGUACCAAUCGAGAUAAGCACUGCCACUCGUCCCAACAGCAGCAUCAGUGGGAAACGCUCCGGAAGUGGGUGGUCCAUCGUUCGCCAUCUGGCAGUCGGUUCCAGCAGCAGCAGCAGCAGCAUGAGCCACAGUUGGAAAUGGAAUUUUGCCCUAGUUUCCACGGUGAUGUCGCUGCUGAUGUUUCUACUCUCGUCGUCGGCGAGUGCCACGGUGGUACAAUCAGGUCAGCAAAUCGUCAGCUCCUCGGAAUCGGGUCCGGGUCCGGGUCCGGUGGUUGCGGCCCAGAAGCAAUCGCGCCAGCAGUGUGCCGUGUCGGAGCACUCGUGCAACAAUGGACGCUGUGUGCCACUGAACAAAUACUGCAACAACUUCAACGACUGCGGCGACGGAAGCGACGAGCCGCGGUUCUGUACGAGAUGCAAUCGAACGUACUAUGGAAACAUUGGCCUGACGUAUGAUUUGGAGCUGCAUCGGCCCAAGGAGGACCGCAUACCGUAUGUGUGCAUCCUGACGUUCACUGCGGCCGGUGGCAACCAUGGCGACAUUGUUCAGAUCACUCUGGACAGCUUCACACUGGGCAAGUUCGUAUCGUACACGGAGAAUGGCUGCCCGGACGGGUACCUACAGGUGGCGGAAGCACAUCGUACGCCCGUCGGCGGAAUGUGGUGCGGCACGACCUGGGGACCGGCAACGUUCUUCAGCGAGACCCGUUCGCUCGUAAUGACCGUUAAAUUGCUCAAGCUGUCCCGAGAUCAAAGUGGCUACAACUUCGACUUUCGGAUAAAGUACAAAAUGCUCUCGCGUGUCAGCGCCGUCGUCCGGUACGGGGGCAUCAAGCACGAACCCAUCGCACCGUGGACCAACGUCAGCUACAUUCCCAAUUAUCCGAUAAUUGACGAUUUCACCAACUCGACGGCCCAUUCGGAGAAGCAGUUCAGUGGACAGCGUUCGCCGUCCGGAUCAAUGGAGCUCAGCUUCGACAACUCAUCCGGAAGGGGCUAUGCCGGUUCGUUCGAUAGCGGGGCCGGCAACAGCCUUUUCCAGAACCAAAACCGUGAACGACCGUAUUCAAUUAGGAACCUUACUUCCCUCGCGUUCCAACCCGGCAGCGGUGGUGCGGAGAACUACACCGAGCCCAACUACUAUCUAGGUGACCUAAUGCAGGGGACUUACUGCUCCAGGAUUUUCACCAACUGUGAUAAGAAGGCCUGCCGGCUGCAGUCGCCCAACUUUCCGGGCGUCUACCCGAGGAAUUUGACAUGCUACUUUGCCGUACGACAGCACGACGUUCCACCGUACAAGCACGCCUUCAUCGUGAUUAGCCAGCCCAAAGGCAAUCUGGUGUGGAUCUCAACGGAAGCUUCCACAGGAACCGUCGCCAGUGCCACCAGCGACAAGGACAAAAAGUACCGACCUCGGCUGCACACCUGGAACGAGUGCAACAGCGUACAGGACUACAUCACCGUGUACGACGGCUACACCACUCGGGAUCCGGUCAUCCUGAAGCUCUGCGGCGGCGGUGAGCCCAUUCCGGCGGCCAUCUCUAGCGGACCGGAACUGCUGGUCGAGUUCACCACUUCCCCGUUCGGGACGUUCAGCAAUCCGAAAACCAGCUCCCACUCGCUGCACGGUUUCCAGCUAGAGGUCUCGGUGAAGUUCGUCGACCUCCAGAGUCCCACGUACGCAAAGAGCAAACGCAUCUGCGAAUUCUGGCUGCGAGGUACCGGUCACGGGGUCCUGCAGAAUCCCCAGCACUCGUUAGCCCCGAACACCACCUGUCUCUAUCACUUGCAAGGUACGGAAGCUCGCUCGAUGGAUGCCAUCAACAUUCCGAGGAGGUCCGGGGCACUGUCCACGUCGCCGACGCGCUUCAAGGUUUGGAUCUCGGUCAUGAAGUUCGAACUGGCAUCGGUGUUCGGUGCGAGCGAAGAGCAACAGUACCAUACUAAGGAGGACUGCACCGGGAUGCUCCGAAUCUGGGACGGGCCGCUGCGGGAGGUUCCGAUCUGCAAGGAUAUCGAUUGUUUGGCCAUGGACAAGGACGGUCACCUGCGGCCGACGAUUCGCUUCGGGCAGAACAGUACCAACGUGUUGGCUCGGUACUGCGGAGGGUCGAUCCAACGAUCGUGCGAUCACGGGAUGCUGAACGAGACCAACGCUAGGCCGUGCACGCUGGCGGAGAGCUUCGUCUCGAGCAGUGACUUCGUAACGCUGGAGCUGAGGACGACGGAAACGACGGUACUGCGACCGCUACAGUUUGCGUUGAGGUAUGAAUUCGUGGACUUCCUGCAGGACGGAAUGCCGAUCAGCGGAGAUAACGACUGCAGUCGGCGGUUCGUCAGCAGUCAGAUGGAGAAGAAGGGACCGCAUCCGGUUCGAAGUGUGCGGAACGUCUUUCUCUUCGGCAGAGGCGGAGCGAAGCAUUUGCAUUGCGUCUAUCGGUUCGAAGCGCAGCGUGGCGAACGGAUUCGGGUGGAGAUUGUCCGAGCGAUGACCGGCAAUCGGACGUGCGAUUCGCGCGUUGAUCCGGAUACUGGGCGGUCGUACUGCUUCGGUAACAACAGUGCUAGAAUCGACAUUCUCGAGCGACCUUGGCACGAAUCGAUCCUUUUUCCCAGAGGGUGUAUCUGCAAUUCGACGAGCAGGUCGUUCCUUCCGAUAGUGUUUACAUCCACCGGGCGGGAAGUGGAGAUACACUUCACUGCCGGAAACAUGUCCAGCGCAGACGAUCCGGAUUCGUUGAACUUUGAAGGAUCGUUCGAGUUCGUAAAAGCUUCGACGGUAUGCAAGGACGUCCGACGGAAGAAUGCCGUUACCGGAAUUGUUAAUCUAUCCACUGGAGAGAUGGAGUGCCGCAAUCGACCCUGGUUGAUUGAACCUUCGCAUGACAAGUACCUCUAUUUGCGCAUGCGAGGGCUUUACAUGCGCAAGACCGACCCGACAGUGCCGAUGAAGUACAACGCCAGUCUCAGCGCGGUAACUCCGAUUCGUUGCAAUACCAAGUCCCGCGUGAUCAUCUCCAAUAGCGAAGGGGUCUCGCUAACCGUAUGUCCACUGCCUGAAGAUACAGCUCACCGCCACGUGGUAGAAGUCUUCAGCGCUGGCUGGACCCACAAGCAUCCGCACUUUGGAAUUGAGCCUUCGAAGGUGAUCUCCAUAGAGUUCCUACAUCCAGACGACGGUGCAUAUUCGUUCACCUGGCUCGAGAUAUCCAAGCGGCCAUCGCCAAGCUACGCUCUGGUCCAAGAGGAAUGUGAAUUCAUGUGCCCGGGUCUGGACGCGUGCGUCAACGGUUCCAUCUUUUGCGACGGAAUUGAGCAGUGUCCAUCCGGAGAGGACGAAUCGUUCUCCCACUGUUCGGCACUGCUUAGACUGCCAGCCGAAGUCCUAGCAGGCUUCAGCGUGCUACUGCUGUUGCUAUGCUGCGGCCUGUCCGCUUACGUGUACCGAAAAAUCAAACGCAACUGCCGGCGAACAUCCGUACUUCAGACGAGACUCAAAUCGCUCAGCUCAAUGGAUACGGCGGUGUUCGACGAAAAGGAGAUAAUUUGCUGACAAAGCGACAAUUCUGUACGAUACGUGGAGAUUGAUCGGGUCACCACGGUCUGACCACGCAACGUACAGAAUUGUCUUCCAGUAGGUCAGCGAACUGCUGCCACCACCAGCAUCACCUUCAUCAUCAUCAACAUCAUCUCCAGACUACUUAACUGAGAGGUAAAUCUCAAAAUUGGACACCUGUUGUAGAACUGCAAUUCAGAGCUGUAGACACACAUAGGGGCGCAGCACUCGAAUAGAUUUCAGAAAGCGUUGUUGAGCGGCCCCUCUCGCGGCCCGCGAGAGUAGUGAGGCGAGGUAAACACAUGAGACUAAACUGUCAUUUUUGUACUACGUUUUAGUAAUACUCUUUAAUAAUGAGAUUGAAAACAAAAGUUAAAGGAAAACAAACAAGUUUGAGGUUAGAAUCGUACUAUUAGCGAAACGUUUUAAAAACAACCCUAGCUCUGGAACGAAAACUCCUUUCCAAUUACCUAACCUAACUAACGAAACUCUAAUAGGAUCAAGAAGAAAACUGACAACCAAAAAAAAAACGGAUGUUUUCUGCGAAAAUUUAAUGAUAGAAAAGAGAAGAAACUUUAAAAAUCAUCCUCCUGAAAGUUGCAUGCAAGCGAAGAGCUUUUAAGUCUACCAUCAAUACCGAUUAAAAGAGGAACAGAACACUCGAAACCAAAAAAACAACGUUGACCUCAUUUCUCGAGGUCCCCUCAUACACACACACACUCAAACACUCCCUGGUUUUGGUGAUUGGGACAAACUUGUUAAAUACUAAAUACAAACCAAAAUUAAGAAAUUAUUAACUAAAUCAAAAUAAAUGUGUAAAAGGUUGAUUGCAAGCAAAAGAUUUUUAAGACAUUAAACAUAAAUUAUUUACUUUAACAAACAAAAACGAAAAAGUAUAUCCAUUAAACCCAAAACCAAAUGAAACUGUUAGUGAAUUUAAAAAAAAAAACUACGACUCUGCAUGAAAGAAAUUAAAUUUAACACAAGCGAAAAAAAAAAGAUUGUGGACAAGAAACCAAACUUAGGAAGUUCAGGAUUGUUGAAUUGUUACUUAUAUCGGUUUUAUAAUAAACGGACCAAUAUUUAAGAGGAUUAAAAACGGGGAUGAAAAAGAUAACAAAAAAUCGAACGGUGACCAGAAGAAAGAGUGUACCGAUAAUUUCGGUAAGAUGGUGUGAAAAAAAAGAUACUUUUUGAAAAUUAGAUCUAAUCUAGACAUGGAGCCAAUUUUUACCGCGGUUAGCAUAUUACUUACAUUUAAAAAAAAUCUAGAGGCGGGUUGAUGGUGUUAAGAGACGAACUGACCGAAAUGCAAUCAUGUCUGAGGUGUAUGGUUUUUUUUUAUAGUUUUCUGUGUUCGAUGAACCGACCUGAGUUCUGCUCCCUCAAUUCUACACAACAACUUGUUCGGAUAAAUCUUUAAAAUCUUAAUAUACACUGCGAACCGAAGGACAUCCAUAUGCAACUGCCAGCUGUUUAAUAAGCAAUUGUGGUGUUUGGAUGGGUGCGGA